UUCCAAACCUUGACAUGACCUUUGGGGCGCAAUGAAGGAAACUGAGGCGGGGUUCUGCUUCCGAGCUCCUCUCCCUGUUUGUGACUUGGAUGAUGACGUACCGCUUUAUCCUGACGCGAAACGAUUAAAGUUAUGGUAAAGAUAACGUUUUUGGCUCUAGAAGUGCUUUUUUCCCAGCUCAUCUCGUGUCUCAAGUGUUUACGAACGAAUCUUCAAUCGGAAUUGUCGGGAUCUUAGUGGGAAAGACAAAAGCAACAACAUCACAACUUACAACGGUUCUUCCUUUAAAAAUCUAGUAAGAAGUUCAAACUGACUGUAUUUUUGGUUUGUCAUCUCUCAUUUUGCGAGUAUUCGCAUCACAUACAAUCUCGGUAGAAAUUUAUGUCUUUCUAUCAGCCUCAAUUUCUAAAACAUUACGUAUCUUUAGAUUUUAUCUGUAAUUUCGAAAGAUUUAAGUCGCUUGCAGAAAUCACCAGUGGUGUGAUUUUGUUUUCCGAUCCUGGCUUUGAUGAUAUUCGUUGUCAUUCAGGAUGAAUUCUUACUUAGUAUCCUUUUCACAAACAAAUAUAAGGUUUUGGAGUAGUAUAGUAAUACCCGUCAGUAUGUAUCUGUGUCUUAUCAUCCAGUAAAUUUUGAACACUGGUUUACAGUUUACCCCCUGUUUUGUUUGAGCAUCAUCCUAAACAGCCAAUGCGUCAGAUUUCUUUCUAGCAGAGGAUCUACAGACUACUUUACAGUUAUUGAUUUGAUUACUAACUUAACUCUUUAACCGAAUUGUAUUUAGUAUUAAUUAAUUGCAAGUAUAAUGUGGCUGAUUUUGGAGUAACAUUUGUAACACCGUGAUUAUCCAUUGGACGAAAUAUAUAGGUAGUUUUUUUUGAUAAAUUUGUUAUUUUGUAGAUAUGGCUUAUCAAAACAUAAAGAUCAUAUGUGUCCCAUAGAGUUAACCUUUCAGCCUAGCUAAACUCCUACGUAAUAAGUCAACCCCCAGAUCAUAAGUAAUGAAUUUUUCUUUCGGUAAUUUAACUAUAUCCAUUCCAAAUCGCUUUUCGGAACUUACAGUUUCCUAUUGUUAUUCUCUUAUUUUCCGACUUAUUUAUCGAGCGAGACUAUAAUUUAUGGACGACCUUUGAACGAAUCUUAAGUGACCUUAAGAAAUAUUAGUCAAUCAGCAAACAGUCACCAUAGAGUAAAAAUCUAUUAUACAAAACCAAAGAAAUAAAGUAGAUACACUUAUUAUACAUGGUUCUAAAACUUGCCAACGUAAGAAAGGGGUUCGGAGGUUCUAAAAUCGUAGUGCAUGCAGUAGAAGAAAUCAUCCAUAUGGCUAUAAAAUGACCGGUCUCUGGAACCAUGAUAAGGUCGCAAAAACUUUCAGCCCCGACCACAUAGCUCCAAUAUCGUUUGUGUGCACUCCAGUUGUUGAGUACACAAAAUACUACAUGUGGAUAACGACACGAUACACAUAAUCAAGCCUAUGUAGGAGUCUGUACGCUCCAAACAUCCGCAUAUAUUGUAGUACCUAGCUGCAGCCAGUGUUACUUGUACUUUUACUAUCCAGUUCGCAAUAAUUGUCAUAAUUUGCUUUAGUUAGGAUUUAUAUAUAGGGUUUUCAUCACGAACUGACGUCAGCUAUAAUGCCAAAAUUCUGUUUAGCCAAAUGAAUGAAAGACGUUCGCACCAAAAUCCGUGAUCUGUUAUCUUAUAACUGAUUGAUUCGUUCACAAGUUAUAGUCUCGCUAUUUUAUUUGUUAUAGCCGCUCAAUUAUCACGUUUUGCAUAAAAUCCUCUGUAAACCGAUCAUACGUUAGCACUAAGUACUGAAGUUGAUUCUAUGAUCUUGGAACCCCUCGAACACUUCUGAUUGGCUCGUCCAUAGAUUAGAGUCUCGCAGUUUAUCGUAUUAACUUUGAUGUCCUCAUCCUUCCUUUGUUUCUUGUGCAUCCGAGAAGUGCGAUAACUUGGACCACAUCUUAUUUCCGUUAGAUGUGAUUUGUGCGAUGUACUUGUCGAUGUAUAAAAAUUAGCCUUCAAGGUUGGUUUUUCCCGAACGUUAUCACUUAUGAAACUCAAAAAAGACACUAGGUUUCCCACCACUUCACAUCAAUAUUUAGUUCAUGUCUCCGUUUAAUCUAUAUCAGGAUGAUAUUUAUGCAAGGCAUCGUAAUAUUUUUUUAAUAUGGUGCAGCCCAGUAGUCAAGAAAAUGGUAUGGCAAACUUUUAGUCAUCUAGGGAAAAUAGAGAUGACUUGCGUAGUGGAGCGGACAGAUGGAAUCCAAAAAUAUAACUUGACCAAGUUUCGCAUAUGUAAACCACAGGAUGUAUGUAUGCUAAAUAUAAUAUUCAUUUUUGUUUGCAUCUGAAACAUAAAAUACGUUGAUGGGUAAUCCACUAUGACUGUCAGUUCACGCGAAUUGUGAUUAUUUUCAUUUGUCUUCAGAUGCUGUUUCAGAGUGAAUCUAAACUAUGCCAAGUAAUUCUGAAAUCCAGUUUUGAGUUUAAGAAAGGAAAAUAACUAAUAUUUUAGAACUUUUUUGAUUGUAAAGAUUUACAAGCUGAUAGUUUAGUUUCCAUUUUGAUUUUAUGCGUUUGCUUUUUUUAAAGACACUUUCGAUCAAGUGUUCACUUGUACAUGAUAUCUAAAAGCAUAUGGUCUUAUGUGUGGUGCCAAGUAUCCAAAAGUUAGUCAACGUUCAGGUAACUCAUCAUCAUCAUCACUGCACUUACUAACUCUUCCAAAUCUACUACAUCGCUACACCUUAAUCUGUUGCAUUAUUUUCCUGCUUUGAUCGUUUGCUGUCAUCAUCUAGUGAUUAGAAAGAUGUUAAAUAAUGGAAAGUAAUCCGCUCAAACUCAAAAUAUUUCUUCACGUAUUUAUCAUGCCAUAUUCUCAGCAUCCCCUAACGGUAAAUUCUGUUUCAGCUACCAUCCGUGAGUUUGAAGGCAUUUAAUCGGCCUGGUGAUGUUUGUCAUUAUUUCCUACAAAGUUUUGUAUCCGAUAAUCGUAUUUACUCGCAAAAAAUGAAGCAGUCAUCCGUUUUCAGCUCUACUCCGUUUAGUGGUCACACAAAGUCAUCUCUAGAGAAAAAUCACAUCUCAUCUGAAAGGCAGAUAUAUCAACGGUUGUUAGAUAAGGCGUCAUCAUUUUCCCGAACUCCUACUGGCAAACCUACGAAUAAUGCAUGUGGUCCCAUCACUAUAAAUCUUGACGAAAUUAAAGAUAAUCACUAUUCUUUAUUGCGGCAAUGUAAUCUUUCUCCAAUUCUUCCGAGGAACCGAAUCCAGCGAAUUGACGACGCUAGCACAAAUAAUCAAACUGUCUCUAUCCCAUCUUCAGAUACCAGUGAUUCGAAAACUCGUGCGUGGCUUGAAAGUAUUGCAGAAUCUCCCUACUUAUCGGAUAACUGGCUUAACAACUUGACCUCAAGCUAUCAGGCUAAAAAGAAUGGACGUGAACGUGACUAUGAGUUGGCGAGAGCAAACAUACGAUUUUGGGAGAAGCAGCGUGCUUCAGCUGAAAAAGAGCGUAUUGACAAUCUUGAACAGAGACUUGCUUGUUUACUAAGAACACCUCCUAUUCUGGAAGAUCCAUAUUUAGUACCUCAACCUAUUCCCAUUGAACUGCCAUAUAAACCUGUCAAAGUUAAAGAACCCAAAGUACCAGCUCUUCCUGUUUUAACUGCACCUCAACUAGCUGAGAUUGAAGCAGCUCUUCGUACUGGUUCUCCAGAUGAAGUACUUGUAGAUAAAUUUAGAUUAGUUAUUACGCGUCGUGAAUUAAUGACAUUAACUGGAACAAAUUGGUUAAGCGAUAUGGUAAUCAAUUUCUACCUACAAUUGUUACAACAUCGAAGUCAACAUCAAACAAAUCUUCCUCGUAUCGCUGUUUUAUCAACAUUUUUUUAUGCAAAGUUAACAGCACCAAUAGGUGGAGGUUAUUCAGGAGUACGACGUUGGACACGACAAUCAAAAUUAUUUGAUCAAGAUAUUGUACUUAUCCCAAUUCAUGACAGAGGAAUGCAUUGGUGUUUAAGUUGUAUUGAUUUACGUGUCAAAACGAUAACAUAUUACGAUUCCAUGGGUUCUGGUAACAUGAAGUGUUUGGAACAGUUAAUGUAAGUUUUACUUUUCUGCUGUAUAUCACUGACUGAAGGCUUUAUGUGUAUAAUCAGAAUGGGUUUUGUGGAGAGUUUUAUAAAUUUCACAGGUUGAAAUCAUGAGUCGAUUGAAGGAGUCCCAUACUAGGACGAAACGGAUGUCCAGUGCUUCCCGGUUUUCCAUGGUGGUCUAGUUUCAAUCGACUCAUGAUUUCAACCUGUGAAAUUUUUGUGUAUAAAUUAUUUUUCAAGAAAGCCUCACUAAUUUCUAUCGAAUAGUUUCGAUGUGCUUUGCCUAUGAAUCUAUUCCAGGCUUUUAGCUUGUUAGUUCGGUAAUCCAAUGUUUAGAAAUAGAAAAAUUCAGCACAAUAGUAUUUUGUAGUUUACAUUAAGGACUAUCCUCAGUUAGAUAAUUAUUGAAUAUCAGGGGGUACUGGAAGUUGUUUCAUUCGGGUACAGGGACUACUCAUCAGUGCACAUUCACCACCACACCGGGCACCGAACCUAGAUCUUUCUGUUGUCUGGAUUCUAGGAGACAACUAAUGACAUUUAGAGUUCGACCAUCUUAGGUGCCCAACAGUAGCAUUAAAAAAUAGCUGAGCAAUAUUGCGGAUUGAUUUAAGUUAAAGACUUGUAGAUAGUUUUAUGUUGACUUAGUGGUAAGGCCGUUGCUGUGAAACCUUAUUUUAUUUAUUUAUUUGAACAUAUAAAUACUGGCACAAGGGGGCGCCAGUUACAUCUGCGCCACACAAAUCUCAUUUGAUAUGUGUGAGUGCUGUGGUACUGCCCGGGUGCCCAAACCGAAGCACGUAUGUGAAACCUGACAGUUCUGGGCUCGAUCCUCGAUGGUGUCGUGGAUGCACAGUCCUGAGGAUUCAUAUACUAGAACGGAACGUCUUUAUAGUGCUUUCUGGUUUUUAGUGACUUUAACUUAAGUCAUUUCAUUAUGUAAAUUUUAAACUUCAAUAAUUUCCAUAAUCUUUAUUUAAUUAUAGCAGUUUUCGUCUAGUCAAACUUAUACUUUUCUCAGCCUCCCUAGUCGUAAAACUUAAUGGUCAGACUCAUUGGUUGUGUUGAUAUUAUCUCAUCUACCGUUAAGGUGACAUGUAAAGCGACUUACUUCUGACGAAUUCCGAGCAAAAAUAGGUAAGGCGUUUAUAGAUGAUGAUGAUGAUCAUAUAGCUCAUCUCUCUAUCGUAUUUUUUUGUGAUCUAGGUACAUUGUGCGUCACAAACAAUAGCACUGAAACCCAUAAAAUUUCUUGUAAGCAAUGUCUAUAUCGAUCGUUAUCCAGUGAAUGUUUGUGACGAUUGAUCUUAUAGACCUUUUGCGAUUACGUAAUAGCCGACUUUUAACCACAAACCUAAACGCCUCUCAGCUUUUACAACAAUCAAUUUUUGUUUUUACUAGAUAAAACGAAGUUUACUAUUCCGAAACCCAUAUAUGGGAGGGUGCGUGUACUACUCGAUCCAAGUGAUGAGAAAAAAACUGGUUAAUAUAGAUUUAUUUGAUCAGUGGGAAUAACCAAUUAAUAUGAUCAAUAAACAUACAGGAUUCGUACUUUUAUUCUUUAUUGACAACUAAACAGAUCUGAUUAAACAUUGACUCAAUAGAAGUUAACGUAGCUCAGUUAGUUUUAAUAAUCGUAUGAUUGGAAUGUUACAAUCGAAUAGCACAUUGACUACUGAGUCACAUGCUUAGUUCCUUUUACCCAAAAUCCUCGUGCCUAUAACAAAAACCUUUAACUAUUCUUAAUCUUAAACAAAUAUAUUACGAAUGAAUAGUUUUCUUUUAAGUUUAUGUAUAAUCGAAUUCUUGUUCGUAAUCUACUCUUUUUUUUCAAAAUUGUUUUCUGGAAAGGGAUUAUUUGAAAAAUGAAUCAUUAGACAAAAGAAAUGUUGAACUGCCAGAUCCGGAUUCUUGGAAACUCGUUAAUACAGAGGUAAUUUAACUCUUACUUAGUGUUGACUAUCACUAUGUUAGUUCGUUUCAUGAUAAAUUUAAAUAAUCAUUUGAUCUAUGUUCACAAUAAGUUGAAUGUUCCAGAGAGUUGAUAGUUUGCUGGUCAACUCACUUAACCCCCAGCAGUUUUUGUCGCAGGUCCAAACCCCAUCCUACCUACUUUGGUUUGAGCGACCGGGUAGUAUCACUAGCUCUUACGCGUAAGCUGAAGCCCACAGCCAAGGACACACAUCUGUACUUGGUAAAUGAGUUGCAUUAUCAAUUCGGUUUUAUCGGUCGGAUAAUAUCAGUUGUUUUGAAUCGUUUGACAAGUACUUGCUAUAAUCAACAUGUAUCUCUGAGAAGUUGAACUUGCAUAAAUAAGUAAAGGUUAGUAGUCGACAAGUAUAGAACGUUUUAAUGUCUGAUGUUUCGCGACUGAGUUAUUUGAUUACUUAGCUUUUAUGUGUUCUUCAGAUGUUCUUAGUAAUGUCUUAAGAGUUCAGUUAGUUUGUCUUUUUGUUUCUGGAUGGUGAAAAGUUGCUUAGUUUUUUCUGUAUGUGACAAGAACAUGAUAUUCUGUAAAAAUGACUGCUCUCAAUGUCAAACUCAUGCUAUAAACCAAAUUGCAUUAGUUUAUACUAUCAUAUAGUUCAUUGUUCAAGGUAUACCAUUGUUAUCUUUGAAGUAUCCAUCGUCCUGAGAAGCACAUUGAUCAUCGUAUGAAAUGACUAUUGUUUAAUUAUGAUAAUGAAAAAUUGAAUAUACAGCCUCACUUUUAAAUAGAGUAAAAAUCAUCUUCUAAUUACGAAAAUACUAAUUGAUCUAGUUCUAUGAAAAGCUGUACAAAAUUUUGAGUUGUCUGAUAAUCUAAUUAAUUCCUCAAAGUUAUACGAAUUAAUUAAUUAAUCUAGAAAUUACCUUGGUAACUUAUCUUGUUAAUCUCAUCUCACUAUGUUUAUGUGGUAUAAAAACAUUGGCCAAUACGCAUAUAUGCCAUAUCCAACGUUGUUUAUGCCUUGCCUACAAAUGCCCUGGUACGGCCGAGAGUAGGGAGAAUCCGCUCUCCCUCUCGAAAUGCUCUAAUAUUGUCGUGGACACAGCCACUACCAGAGAGGUCUUACUCAUUGCCUUCUCGUGGCAAGGGUGUUGUUCACGAAAUUGAGAGGAUGAAAGGCGAAUGUCCAGCUCUUUAAUCGGGUUGGUGGAAUCGGAGGAUCCAUCUAAGGCAGUUGGAAAACCCUGAUUCCAAACCAAUCGUGCAUAUGGGCUCCAGGAUCGUGAGGUAACAAAUGGCGUAUGAACCAAUUCUUGGUCACCGACUACCAUGGGACUGCAUCUCCUAACGUUGCUCUGCUGCCUUUUAGAUUAGACAUUUAGGUCUAAGGCUCGGUGUGUUGGGCCACCUAAGAAAACCACCUGAUUCGGUUUAGGCGCCCAAUCAGUAUUUUUGGCCAUACUCAGAUCAAAUCAUUCUUGUGCGGUGCACAUAUAUCUGGUGCCCCCUUGUACCAAUGUUUAUGUGCUCAGAUAAUAAUGAUAAUACAACCUAUCAUAUAAUUGAGUUACAUUUAAAAUAUUUAUUUCAAGGACACCGUGCCUCAGCAGUACAACGGUUCCGAUUGUGGCGUUUUCCUCUGUACAUUUGGUGAAUUCAUCUCUCGUGAUGCUUCAUUUACAUUUAGUCAGGUAAUCUAUUCAUUUUCAAAUUGUUAUCCAAUUUUCACAAAACCAUGUAUGUGUAUGUUUUGUUAAUUUAUCAUGUUAUUUAUGACGUUGAUUUUUAAUACUUACCAAAUAUUAUUUAAUAAUUGUAUUAUUGUAUUUGUAUAUAACAGUCUCAAACAACACAUUAGUUAGAUUAUGAGAUUAAAAGUUAUAUUAGUUUGUUGUGUGAAUAUAUGUCGGUUAUACUAACAAUAAAAGUAUUUCUGUCAUCGUUCAUUUCGCUGUUAGGAAUUUCAGUGGUUACCGUAUACUUAACUGAGUUUUAGUUUAUAAAGUUCAGUCAGACGUUUAAGAUCGAGAAAUCAGUUUUUUAUGUUACUUUGUUUCAGUUUCAGUCAGUCAUCUACAAAGUAGGACCAGGCAAAUAUAUUCAUAGGUUCACGUUGCCGUACCUCAUUAGCAGAACAAGAUGAUCACCAAAUUCAUAGAAGCAGUUACUUCAAUAAUAGUAAGAAAAGACUUCAUAUAAGGAUAUGAUACAGGGAGGAAAAUUUAGUUCGUAGGAAUAAAGGCAUGAAAUGAUUUUAAUCUCACGGUUUAAGGAAAGACAAAGAGUGUAUACACCUACGCUAUUGCUAUCGAUUCUGAACCAUAUCUCCCAGAGUCUCCAACCAUUGGUUACGAUACUCAUGCGGACCCCAACCAAGUAAUCUGUAUCUACCAACAUGGCUCAAACUAGAAGUUAACGACUUUAUGGACUGAUGCUACGUUUUGCUUUGGCCGCCCCUAAAUUUCUUCCAUCCAUCUGCAAUACUGGUCAGGAUUGCACACCGUAGUAAUCUGUGUUCAGGCAUGUGUAACACGUGGCCCAACCAUCUCAGUCGAUGUAGAUUCACAACCUCAUCAACUGAUUUACCAUCAUUCCCUAAUACUCGCGUCUAAUCUCACUGUUAUUUAUCCGGUGAUCCCAACAGAUGUGAGCAAUAUUUCUAGAACAUUUAUGACCAAACUUAAUAAUGUAGUUUUUAGCGAUGUGUUUAACACCGAAGGAUUUUAAAAUUCAUGGUCCAACCGUUCAAAAAUCCCAAUUUUAUUAUAACAAAAAAGUAUAUGAACGAAUAAUAUUUGUUUCAUUAAUUCAUAACUAGAUUUAUAUAUUUAUCAGUUUGUAGGUGUCAUUACCAGGGUUUGACUUGAUAAUUUCGAAUCUAAUGUAUAGUAAUCUACGGUGAAACAUCAAGGAACUGAUGAACAUUUAGGGCUUUUUCAAUAUAAAGUAGAUGUAUGUGAUCGUAAACCAUUACAAAUAUUUGGUUACGUCGUGUGUAUAAUAUCGAAUGAAGAAGAUAUAUACGGAAUUCAUGUCAGAUUGUUAGAAAUAGUCAAAAGGGAGACAUUACUCAACUUAGGUUUCUCACUAAUUGACAGUUUAUUGCAAGAUAUAAUCAGAAUUUUCAUGAAAUUCUACUAAGACCAAGUUAACAUGACCUUGACCACUUCUCAAUAUUCAUUAAACUCUAAUUACCUCAACCGUAUGAGAAAUUAAUCCCUACACGAAGAGCUUAAUGAUAACGUCUUAGAUUCAUUUAUCAGUUCAUUGAAUGUGAUCUAUACCACUUCUGACUUAAAUGUUUGAUUAUAUGUGUAAUCAUCUAUAACAGAUACUCACUAGCUAUUCAUGUAUAUAUAUAUAUAUGUUCAUACAUAAUUCAUUUCAUUUAUAUUAUAUUCUGUUUUCGGUCGCUUAUCUAAUUACAAAGGAUGAUAUGCCAGGAAUACGUAAACGUAUGAUAUAUGAAAUAUUGACACAACAAUUAAUAACUACAAAUUUCAAAUUAAUUGAUGAUGAUAAAUAAAUAAAGAAAGAAAGAAAAAACAAGAUGUUUUUGUUUUAAAUAGAGAUCCUUUUUUCUGCAAUCGUUGUUCUUUUCUUUUUUCUUUCUUUUUCUUCUCUCUGUUGUAUUGUAUUGUAUGUAUGUAUGUAUGUCUUCUGUGUCUUUGUUUUCCCCUUACCAAUCUGUACACAAUACCUUUUAUUUAUAAAAGAGUUUAAAAACUUUAUUUUUGUUUAAAAAAAUAUAUUCAUAAUAUUCUAUUUCUAUUUAACUGAAUAGAAAGAAUUUCGAUUGUUUCUAUGGAGUUUUGCCUACUUGACUAUUGCAUAUUGUUGUAACUCAUCAAGUUACAUGUCUAUCUAUACGAGUUUGAGCCAGGUUUAUUUUUUUUAAUGUAUUUGUUUAGGUGAUAGUGAUAAUACUCAGUUAUCUAAACUAAAUCACGUGAAUCUGGAUUGAAAUUUACGAGUUUCUAGUUGACAUUCGAUUGUUUCAAUCACUAAAUCAUCCCUUAAUGAAUUCAGGACUCUUUUGAGGUUAACGUGUCUUGUCUAUUAAUUACUUAUGUUAGUAUCUUGAAUUUUUGUGUUUAUGAUUUGUUGAACAUUUAUUCUUAAGUGGUAGAGUAUUAUAACCGCAAUAGUUACUUUGUUAAGAUUCGCAACAUUUGGAGGAUUUUGGGGGAUGAAAUCAAUGUAGGGUUUUUUUCGAAUCCAGCGAUUGCAAUUUUCGUUAAUUUUUUGGAUAGGUCAUGAAAACCCUAUUGAAACUAACCAGUUAGUUUAAACAACUGAGAUAAGUAACUUUCUUUGAUCGUUAAUGAAUGAAUUCUCGUUGAAUUUCCUCAAAUUUCUUUAUCUAAUCAUGUCCAGUGAAGCUUGAAAGCAUUCAAAUAGUCGUCAGUAAAUUAAUUAUAAUUCUUAAGCCAUCAAGGGCUAAAAAUCUUAAUCAAAUAGUUUACCAAUAACGUUUUAUGAUCAGAAUCUACUGAGGCUCCAUAUUCAUUGUAACGAUUCAGGCAAGAAAAGAUGCACAUUUGGUAAAUGUUAUUGCUGAGACCAUAAUUUAUGGACGACUUUAGUGACCUUGAGAAUGUCCAUCUACCUACUAGGACUAAAUGAGGAUUAUAAAGCAAUUUGAAGGACGAGGUUUAUGAUUUAUAGUUGAUGGUUAUGGUUAAGAAUUAGAUAUAUGGUUUUUCAUCACCGACUUCAGCUAAAAUGCUAACGGGUGAAUGAAUUUCGAACAGAAUAUCUAUUUCAUUCGGUUCUCAUUAGCUGCUUUUCACUUGUAAUAUUAAAAAUCAAAAUUACAAAGUGGAUUGAAAUAUUUACGAAUUAAAUGUACAUAAUGGUUCUUAAAUUGCAGAUUUAGAUGUCAGGGAGAGAAUAAGUUAACUUACUUAAAACAAAGUUAUUAUUCUUAGGAAAACUGGCUAAUUCACUAUGUACAUGCUUUUCGAAACGUUUCGUUUCGAUUAUUUCGUAUUACAUUUAGACGACUAGUUACUUCUCUCAUCGUCAAUUUCUUUUCUUGUCACAAUCAUUAUCUUUUUUUCUGUUGAUAUUUACUUACUGUAUUGUUAGCCAAUAGUGACCAAUCUAAGUCAUAUAAUUAGUAGUUGAUAUAAGAUGGUGGUUGGAGGUGAUCAACAGGGUUUCGUGCUAUUUGGUACUCGUCAGCAAGGUAUACCUGUAAUGUUGAUGUGACUGAUACUCCCUAAAGAACCUGGCACAUGGCAGUGAUCAAUCGAUGGUGAAUUAUUAAUCGGUUGUCAUAAAUCCACUUUUAGAAGGAACUUUUUUUGUCUCUUAUGCACAGAUACUUAUGGAUUUAGAGUAUACAGAUAACAUAGUUAUGAUUAGUGAAAGCUCUAACCUUAAUACAGAUUCUUCUGAAUGGCGUGGCUCCUGGUGUAAAAAUGUUUGGGACUCAUUAUCUAAAAAAAAAACUUUGCUUCAGUGCUCAGUAGGAUGUUAGGAACUGGAGUAAUUCAAAACUUAUACUAACAUUCUUAUCAAUUUUGAUAUGUUGGUUGGCAACAUGCACAUAUGCCAACAUGAGACUGAUCAAUUGCAGUCUUAAACAUAAAUAGGAAGAUUCAGGCAAACAAUACCAAGUGGAUUUGUCAUAACUGAUGUUUGUUACGUAUUCGAAAGAAUCAGUAACAUUGCGUAAUGAACUCAAUAAUAAAUUAGUAAGCCACCGAUAUGACUCCUGCUUCUUUGUCUUUGUUUAUUCAAACAAUAAUGAUAAUAACAUUGAAACCAGGAACCGAUUUAAGUUAGGCAACCAUUGAAAAGUGGAUGUCAAUUUCAUGCUGAUAUGAGAUUCCUCAGAAGUGCGUAUUCACAACCGGUAGUCGGAACCAGAACCCUUGUUCGUGAUCUCAAUGUAAUUCAAAAGUCUCCAUACUGACGAUAAUAUUAAUGGGCUUCACAUACAUUUUAUGAUCGGUAGCCGGUAACACUAGUCCUUAAUCCGCUAUACGUUAAACCCUAUGAUUUUCAUUAUGAUUCAUAGAAAAUAUAGAAUAAUGGUUAUAGCGAAACGCACAUGUGAGUUAUGAAUCUAAAAAUAAAUAUCCAACUUUACUUUGUGUAUUCACCAUCGAGUUUAUUCACCCUGAUUAAUUGGUUUCGUAUAAUCGAAUCUAUGUAUAGGCUGUAAUUUACUUUGAUUCAGUUCAGAAAAUAAAAUGACAUUUAGUUUGGUGAGUUUACAUAAAAUGUAUAUUGCUAGAAUAGAAUUAUUUUAGAAGAAGAUUGUUAGUUAAAGACGUUCUAGGAUUAUUCAAUUGAGUUAUACAUUAGUGUGUUAAGUUCUUAAUCGAAGAUUUUAGUUUUACCUCUGAAUAUUCACUGUUUUUCUCUUCGAACUAUAUCAUGGUUACCAUCAUGUGAUUUCCUCUGAACAUAUUGAUCAAUAAAAUAACUACUCGGACUGACUAUCAUUUGUACUAAGUUCAAAAUUGAGAUGAUGGAGAAGAUUUGUAGCUCAUGUGGAUGAUUUUGAUUGAUUUUUGUUCUCUGACUAAACCAUACAGCUCAGAGAACAAAAAUUCAUCAAAAUAAGUUCAAUAUUGUUUCUGAUAGAUAUUGUCUGUUGCCACGGCAACUUUCUUUCAUUGACCCAUGUCAUAUUAUUGAACGAUAGUUCAUUUAUAAAGCUAGCCCAUAUUUACUUACAAGUUAAAAUUAAAAUAAUAAAAAAACUUCAUUUAGAUAUUACACUUAUAAUCAUCAUUCAUUACUUUAGUAUUACAUUGACUUUCAGAUAAUUAUUUAAUACAAUACCUAUUCUAAAAGUAAUAACAAAUGAAGUGGUCGACGAACCUUUUAUUUUUUCUUCUUUACAACAUGUAAUGUAAACAUUCAAUCAUGAAGUUUACUUCUUCCCAGGUGUUUGGUGUGUAGUAUUUCCAUUCAACUUCACGGUAGUUGUAGGUGUAAUCGUCGUCAUUUCAACUGUUGUUGAAUUUGUAUUAUGUGAAGUAACAUUUACUGUUGAAUUGGAGGUAUUCUUAAGAUGUUUCAUAAUAUUAUCUAAAUGGCUACGACUAUGUAAAUGAAUAAUUAUGACUCUUGAUCUUGAAUUAUUUCUAUUUAUAGUAUGAUUAUGAUGUAAAGUGAUUGUAGUAUUAGGAGUAACAGGUAAAUGUGGUCGACUUAUUAUCACUCGUCUAUUUGGUAUACUCAAUAAUUCACAUACAAAAUAUUUUGUUUCAGUACAGUAAUGUACACCCCAUUUACCACUAGCAUAAUCUAUUGAUAGACAAGCAAUAUCAUUUGCUUUUAAAUUUUCCAAUACAGGACUAUGAUGAUGUAGAAAACGUAAAGUUACAGGUGUAUGAUCUGUCCACGUUUGUAUUACAUGUCUAUGUUGACCAUUGAAUUCAUGCACAAUUAAUUUGAUCAAUCCACCAAUCCAAAAUUGUCUUGCUUCUGUGGAUAAAACCCAACCCAUUAUUACAUGUAUCAUAGAUGAGCUAUGAAUUGAUACUAAAUCACCGUACACAAUAUUUCUUGAUUGAUUGGGAUGCUUAGUAUUCAAUGUUGUAUUUAUAUAGUCAUUUAAAGAAACAUUAUGUUUUGUAGCAUUCUGAAUUAAUGUCUCAUUAAUAAGUUGGAUAUUUCCAGACAACUUUUGACAAAAUCUCAUUGCAUCAAAAUGACUAAGACGUGCAUCAUUACCGCCAUGAACAUACACAAGUGUUAAAUAUGAGCUAACAUGUUUUACUGAUAUCUUCCAACUACUUGUGAGUAGUAAAUUCCAAAUUAAUAAAAGAAUAAGCGAUAUUAUUCGUGAUAACUUUUUCAUUGCAUAAAAUAUUCUAUCCUUUUUUCAAAGUACACAUGUAUUUAUACAAUAGCUAACCAAUUAAUUAUAGAGUACAUUGUAAUCUAUAAAUAAGGUUGAUUAUUCAAUGUUUACUUAUAGAAUAAUUCUCAUUUAGACAGAAUUAGUGCAUUCAAUUAUUGAUGUGUACACCGAAUAUUAUAUUUUCGUACUCAGUUUACUAUUCCCAUACAUACCAUCUUUUUCAUAUUCACUAUGGUUUGUUUAAACACACUAAGUCAUUGCACUUGAAAGCCUGCUGAGGAAUGAUUACUUUUCAAAGUAAUAUUCGUGUAA
Molecule: messenger RNA, 14176 nt
Organism: Schistosoma haematobium
Lineage: Eukaryota; Metazoa; Platyhelminthes; Trematoda; Strigeidida; Schistosomatidae
Gene: SENP1
Product: SUMO1 sentrin specific peptidase 1
Exons: 8
Coding region: 3022-4119 (365 amino acids)
Biological process (GO): protein desumoylation
Cellular component (GO): nucleus
Molecular function (GO): deSUMOylase activity
Source: RefSeq, a predicted model, not a curated record